Messenger RNA from Athalia rosae (coleseed sawfly), 1898 nucleotides. Its product is annotated as UDP-glucosyltransferase 2-like. The record is from RefSeq and is a predicted model, not a curated record. NCBI's taxonomy places the organism in Eukaryota, Metazoa, Arthropoda, Insecta, Hymenoptera, Athaliidae. Bases 200 to 1786 code for a protein of 528 amino acids. The transcript is spliced from 5 exons. Gene Ontology annotation, molecular function: UDP-glycosyltransferase activity.
CCACAUGCCACCCGACCCGACGAACUCGACUUCGUCUCCCCCUCAAUUUAAUCCGCAGUGAUAAUCGAAUUGUAAAAAUUGAAACAAUAAAAAAAUAAUCGAAGAUAACGCAAAACUAUAUCUGUGUCAAGUUUUUCACUUGGAAUAUCUCGCGCUGUAAAUUAAUAAGACACUUGACCGUGGACGUUGAGGCGUCGGUAUGCGCUUUUUAAAAUGUUCACUUUUCGUAAUCUUCGCGUCGACGUUUCUGUCGAUCGAAGGUUACAGAAUAUUGGGAGUGAUUCCUUUCUCGGGAACGAGUCAUUUCGUGAUGUUCGAAAGAUUGAUGAGGAUUUUAGCGGAACGUGGUCAUCAUGUGGACGUAAUGAGCCCGAUUUCAAUGAAAAAUCCGCCGCCUAACUACAGACACGUUGUGAACUGGGAAGGCUCGGUUCCGGUAAUUCGUAACAACGUGAGCUACGAUUUCGCUGUCAGAGAACUAGGGGGAAAGUCUUUGGUACACACGGUAGCUACUACCUUCGGGACCGACCUGUGCGAUCUAAUGGGACUACCGAAUUUUCAAGAAUUUAUUAAAAAUCUUCCGAAAAAUCCACCGUACGACCUCGCCAUAAUCGAGUAUUUUGGCUCGCCGUGUUACCUGGCGUUGGGAAAAUAUCUGGGAGUUCCGGUGAUCGCUUUCACGACGUCGCCGAUGUGGCCGUGGGCCAACGACGCGGUAGCGAAUCCCGACAAUCCGGCGUACAUAGCGAACACCUACUCCGGUUUAUUCGGGAGUCUGAAUUUCUGGAAGCGCGUUAAGAACACGCUCAGUCUGACGCAGAACAAGUGGCUGUUCAAUUACUACACCGCCGGUCAAGACGAUAAGAUAAAAAAAUAUCUGGGCCCGAAAGCCGGGAGUCUGGAGGAGGCGAGGACCAAUCUAUCAUUGGUUCUCGUCAAUUCGCAUUACAGUCUGCAAGGGGUGAGGCCGUUCACAACGAACGUUAUCGAAGUCGGGGGACUCCACAUAGACGACAAUGGACCGCCGUUGCAAAAGGACUUGCAAAAGUGGUUGGACGAUAGCACGGACGGUUUCGUGUGCAUAUCGUUCGGUUCGAUGCUGAUGUUGGAAACAUUUCCUAGGGAGGUGUUGCUGGGAAUUUAUUCAUCCCUUGCGAAACUGGCCCCGACGCGGGUCUUGAUGAAGAUAGUGAAACCGGAAUUGCUACCGGACGGUCUGCCGAGCAACGUUAUGACCCUACCGUGGAUCGCGCAGUACUCGGUUUUAAAACACAAAAAUAUCCGAGCUUUCGUAACUCACGGUGGCCUAAUGGGAACCCAAGAAGCGGUACAAGCCGGAGUGCCUAUGAUAGGCGUUCCGAUAUUCGGCGAUCAACAUCAGAACAUGGAUCUAUACACGGCGAAACACGUGGCCGUACCUCUCAGCCUGGCUGAUUUUAACGAGGAACGUUUGGACGCGGCAUUCGACCUUGUACUUCGAGAUCCGUCUUACGCGAAGGCGAUGAAGAAAUUAUCGGCCGAAUUUAGGGACCGCCCGUUGAACCCGGUGGACACGGCGAUAUUCUGGGUAGAAUACGUGGGCAGACACGGGGGAGAAAUCAUCAGAUCACCGGCUAUGGAUUUGACAUGGUGGCAAAUUUCGCUCAUCGACGUCUACGGCGCUCUGAUUUUAUCCGCCGCUUUAAUUCUAUACCUACUCAAGACUAUGAUCGCUAGAAUAAUAAUAGCCGUAAAAUCUGCUACCAAUGGCGAAAAACGCACUACGAAAUCGAAGAAAAAUAAAUGAGGAGACGCUCGACGUUUUGUAAAUUACUGUAAAUCGCUAAGCUAGCUUAUGUCGUAUGUGAUAGUUUUUAUUUUUUCACUCUUGAAAUAAUAACGUUUUCGAAACUGUAAAA